CGUUUUUACUAUCAUUCAUUCUUCUAAUUAUCAUACAGGACACGACAGAAAAUUCAUUCAAUUUAUGUGCAUUACAUACAUGUACGUUUAAAGGCAGUAAUCACUACUUUGUUACUUUUCCUCUAGUUUAAAGUGUAAAUAAAUGAAUUAAUUUAUUAUCGGUAAGAUAAUUCCACAAUAUCACACUUGAAAUCCAUUUUUAAACAUACAUAGAAAUUAAACGCACAAGAGACGGAAAUACUUUUUUUUCCUGGUGGGUUCUAAACCAGCCCCCAGGAACAAGGGUGGAUCUAAGGGGCUCAGAAAAGGAAUCUGCUUUUAAGCGCUCAGCCGAUAGGCAGCGCUUUUUGAUUUCGACUUAGAAACUAUAGCAUAGAAACUAUAAGUCAUUAAAACAUAUGUCUUAAUAUUUCACAGUCCUUAAAAUCAGCAGAGGAUUGAUUAAUUGAAUCAGUGAGAAUGAAAGCACACCAACUUGAAAAAAUGAAGACAAUCGAGACACACACAAAACUAGAGAACAGGUGAAGAAGUUAUAAGAAAAAGAUCUUUGAUGCCGAAAGGCAAGUACGUGAGGGCACUUCAAAGGUCCAAGUUGGAAUAGAGGAGCUAACUUCAAUGGCCCUCAUGAAAAUUGAGCAUCUUGGAGUUACCGCGUUGUUGUGUUUUCAUUCCCACUGAUUCAAUUGCCUUCUUUCCUAAUGCAACUUCAACGGAAUUACUGAUAACCUCACAUUAAUAACGCAUUCCUCAGAUGAGAUGCGCCCCCCCCCCUUUCCCUAUUUUUGAAAAAUAAAAAUUAGUAGAGGUGAUACUUAUACACAGCCUUGAAGAACCCUGACCCUUCAUGUAAUAAUAAUUCAUAUGAUAUGAGAUCAUUCACCAAAUGGGUUUAACAGCACCGACAAAUGAAAUAAACAAAACGAAUGAUUGACCAUUAUCAGUAUGUGACUUUUCUCUGAUGAGUGUAGAUGUGGAUGAAGGCAACAAGUAACAAGUGACCUCUUGAGGCGAAUUUCAUUUUGUGGAUCGGAACUACUUUAGCACCGGAACCUUGCAGCUGCCGUUUGAUUUAAGUUCGGAAAUUCCAAUCCGGUGCGACAACGCAAUGUGGCAACCCUGGCAGAGUUUCCACGAUAUAUCGAUAUACAUAGCUAUGCAUGUUCUAAUCUUAUCAUCAAUCUCUGUGAGAAGCAAAGAAGUGACUGUGACAGACAAUCCCUUGCAAUAUUCGCCAGAGAAAAUAAAGGCCGCUUUGGAGGAGCAUGAAAUAAUACCGGAUGCAUUAGACGUCGCACCUGAGAAGGGAAUUAAG
This is a messenger RNA of Bemisia tabaci, 1312 nucleotides long. The record is from RefSeq and is a predicted model, not a curated record. NCBI's taxonomy places the organism in Eukaryota, Metazoa, Arthropoda, Insecta, Hemiptera, Aleyrodidae.